AAGGGCCCGCUGUGUGUGACGGCUCCGGAGGGUUUUUAUCUGAAGUGGGUUGGGGCAUAAGUGCGGACGGGGACUUGCGGCGUUGCCCUGGUGUAGCGUGGCAGUGCCCUCCUGCCUCUCCGGAAUGACAUUUACCCUUGUGGGACGAAAACCUUGCAGCUGUCAGGGGUGGUCGUUAUUAUUUCACUGAUGCAGGUCAUGUAGAAGAGCAGAUUUAAUGUGAAGAUGGGACUGUUGGUGUUUAUGCGUAACCUGCUGCUAGCCCUCUGCCUCUUUCUGGUACUGGGAUUUCUGUACUAUUCCGCUUGGAAGUUGCACCUCCUCAGAUGGGAAGAUUCAAAUUCAGUGGUUCUUUCCUUUGACUCCGUUGGACAUACAAUAGGCUCAGGAAGGAGAGAGAGAAAAACUGUGGCUAUUCUGCUUCCGCUGUCCAUCCCAUCUCACCUUGCUGCAGAUCCAGGAAAAGACAGAGCCCAGAAAGAACCCACAGAAACAAUGGCAGCUCCAGGCCCAGCCAUUCCCAAGUAUGACAAACUGGGCUUUCUCCUGAACCUGGACUCAAAAUUGCCUCCAGAAUUGGCAUCGAAGUAUGCAAAUUUCUCAGAGGGAAUGUGCAAGCCUGGUUAUGCAUCAGCACUCAUGACUGUCAUCUUCCCAAAGUUCUCGAAGCCGGCACCAAUGUUCUUGGAUGAUUCCUUCCGGAAAUGGGCUCGUAUCAGGGACUUUGUACCCCCCUUUGGAAUUAAAGGACAAGAUAAUCUGAUCAAAGCCAUCCUGUCAGCAACCAAAGAUUACCGACUAACUCCAGCUCUUGACAGUCUCAGCUGCCGGCGAUGUAUUAUUGUGGGAAAUGGUGGAGUACUUGCAAAUAAGUCAUUGGGGUUAAAAAUCGAUGACUAUGAUGUUGUUGUCAGGCUGAACUCUGCACCAGUGAAGGGCUUUGAAAAAGAUGUGGGUGGCAAGACAACACUGCGGAUCACAUAUCCUGAAGGUGCAAUCCAGAAAAUGGAGCAGUAUGAGAAGGAUUCCCUGUUUGUUCUGGCAGGAUUCAAAUGGCAGGAUUUCAAGUGGCUGAAAUACAUUGUUUACAAGGAGAAAGUGAGUGCCUCUGAUGGCUUUUGGAAGUCAGUGGCAACCCGUGUCCCAAGAGAACCUCAUGAGAUACGUAUCCUGAAUCCCUACUUCAUCCAGGAGGCAGCUUUCAGCUUCAUCGGAUUGCCUUUCAACAACGGCCUGAUGGGCAGAGGGAACAUCCCUACCUUGGGAAGCGUAGCAAUAACCAUGGCGCUCCACAACUGUGAUGAGGUGGCGGUAGCUGGGUUUGGCUAUGACAUGAGUUCACCCAAUGCACCGCUGCACUACUAUGAGAACAUCAAGAUGUCUGCCAUCAAAGAGUCCUGGACACACAACAUCCAGCGGGAGAAGGAGUUCCUGCGGAAGCUGGUGAAAGCCCGAGUCAUCACUGACCUAACCAGUGGGAUCUGAGUGGCUGCAGCCACUGCCUCCAAGGGAGGAGAUGAAGAUGCACGCUGCAGUUCUAGAUGCAGGCACUGGCAGCCCCCGUAAGAAUCCCACCUCACUGAAGACACACAGAGUUGCCCAGGUGCUCUGGGAAGACCCUCUCACGUUGCCAGCCUGCGUGAGGGUUACAUCUGCUGCCUCCAGGCCUAGAGCUGGCAGGAGGUGGGCAAGGGGCUGAGUGGGCAGUUCUUGAACUCUGCAUCGCAGACGGAUCUUCUGUGUCCUGAACUAAUCAGGAGAGACUCAGGAGAGAGAAGACAGGUUUGUGAAUAAAACGAUUUGUGCCAAAUGGGAGGCGAUGCUGCCCCGAGGCAGCGAUGCCUGAAUGUACAAAGUAUUAUUUUUUAAAAGAAACUGCUGGAAUCAUAUAAGAAAUACCAAGGUGCAAGGCAAGGACUGCUUGUGCACAGCCCUGCGAAACACCCGGCCUCUUCAUUCUCCAUCUGCGUUCUCACUGGCCUCAGACCUUUCCCCAGGAAAACAAAUCCAUCCAAAACUUUGGUGUCGUUGGUGCUGCUAUAAUUUGGAGGGAGAAUAUUAGCUUUCCCUCAUCCUCCACAUGGAGCUUCUGGAUGGAGAUGAGCAUGGGUUUGUUUUUCUGCACUUUUCCUUGCUUCCUGUAUAGAGGCAGCAGCAGCAGCCACUUACUUGGCUGCAUUUUCCAUAGCCAUUUGCUCUGCCUCUGCUCUGACCCCAAGGUGGAGUGGGGAGCUGAUGGCUUUCUCUGCCUGCCUCAGACCCUCCCCACCUUCCUGCCUGUCACAGCGCUGAGGAGCCUGCCUUGUUGUACUCAAGGCUUUCAGGCCUCUUGGUUUAUGCCUGCUGUGCAGGGCCCCUGUGGAGUCCAUAGAGAUUGGUGUCACCAUUUCUGGACAGCAUCUUGCUUUAUUUUUGUGUGGGAGAGGAGUAAUUUAUUCUUUGGAAGGAGGUCAGAUCUUGCACAGAGAUCUGCAGCUUUACAGCUUGAGAGCAGGCUGCUGAAGAAGUUCAUUUUACUUUCCAGACUUGGUUAUGUUCCCUAUUUUAAGUGACGUGUGACCUCAGUGAUGAUGGAGCCUGCUGGCACGGGUGGGAGCCUGCUGCGAACCCUCACCCUCUGCUUGGCCCCUGCUCACUUCAUUUAGAAGCUCCUCCUGUGCUGAUCUAGCACUGCUGCUCCUCCUGCUCUCAGGAGCACGUCCCUUCCUUUGCCGUCUUGGUCCCGAGAUGCAGUAUUUGCACAUUUGAUUUGUAUACUUAUUUUAAAGGAGCUGGAAUAAACUGAGCAACAGGGCCAAGUGCAGGGACAGCAGGGUGGUAUAAUGCGCAUGGAGAGCGUGGGCACAAGAGGGAUUGCCAGGGGAAUGGUUACAGGUGGAAAUUGGCUCCUGUGCUCUUCUAGCCUGGAGCAGACUGGAUUUGCACCCAGGCACAUGAUCCUGAGCCAAGUCCCUGUGUGCUGAAGCACCAGUGUGCAGCCACCAGUGCUGGGUCAGUGGAGAGGGGAGCCCUAAGAAUGCUGGCCAGGCUCAUGGUCCUGGAGCUGUAUCUGACGUAGCCCAAGGAUUGCAGUCUGCCUUGCUCUGAGCUGAAGGGAGAACGUGGUACUAACAUGGACAAGGAUGCUCAGAGCAGGGCUCGCAUGGUUCCCCUCUGCUGCCUCUGUUCCCACUGACUUGCAGGGACCUGUGGCUCUGGGGCUGAGAUCCCAAAGGGAAUGGGCAGGAGGAGCUGAGGAGCAAACUAUAUGGAAUGGUUGGAGGCAGAGGCAGCUUUCAGGACAUGGUGCUGGGUGCUGCCCACAGACCAGUGUGAAAGUGCCCUCAGGAGCCUCUCCUCCGUUGUGCUUCUGUAGCCAAGGAGCUUGCUCAUGGGCAAGUUCAGUCCAGCUUCUGGUUGUGGCUACUGCUUGCCUUGUAGUUUGGGAGCAGCUCAAAGAUCCUGCCUCUUGCAGACCAUUGAAGACACAUACUUCCUUCUCUUUCCCCAUCCUAUGCCCCUUUCCCUGGCCUUCUGGCUUCCCAGCCAGCUGAUCCUGCUCUCCCUUGUACAUGUCUCUUCCCAGGAUGCUCUUUGAGGCUUCCAGUAUUGAGAGCUGGAGUUUCCAGCAGGUUUUUUAUUAUAUGCUGUGGCAAAUACUCCUUUUUUUCCCCCGAUUUGAUUUUGCUGCUGCAGGAGCUCAAGGGACUGGAUUUCCAUGGCUCUUGCCGGGCAACACUCCCUUCGAAGUUCCUGCAUGUCAGCCUGGACCUGGGACCAUUGUCCAUAGAGUCCCUGCCAGUGGCUGCCUGGCACGGACCUAGCUGAGGUUGUGUCUGGGGAAGGGUGGGCACCCACCCUCUGCUUCGUGCUUGAGCUGGGUCUUUAGCAGCUGCUGUGAGAGCCCUAGGCAGUGAGGGACCACAUCUGUAUGCUACAGUGAGCUGAGAUGCCAGAGAGCUGAUGGAUCCAGCCAGGAGGAGGAGGGCAGCGAAAGAGCCUCAUAAAGGCCUGUGGUGGGCAGCCCUCUACCCCGUGGGGGAAGCACCCCCAUGGAGGCUUGUGAUGGCAGUGAUACGAUUACAUGUUUUAUUGAGCACUACAAAGCUAUGGGACACCUUUGUCUUCCAGCUGACUGGCUGCAGGUCCAAGGAGAGAGCAUGGCCCAGGGUGACUGGGGUGAGAAACAAAAGGAAAGAGAGGAUGUGGGGUUGUUUGGGGCACCAAGGCUCCCCUCUAACUCACUGUCCCCUUUUGCACUGGUGGGCAAGCACCCCUGCGGAGCAGCCCUGUGUCUGGUGAUGGGGUGUGCGCGCUGCAGCACCCCAGGAGCAGGUUUCACUCCUGGAUGCUGUUCCCCCGGCUGCCUCCCCGCAUGCACCUGCAGCCACCUCCUGCGCUCCCAAACGCGGCAGUCCUGCCAGCUCGGAGCGGUGUGCGGGUCAGAGCAGGGUCAGUGGGACGGAUGCGAGUCUUGGCCUCUCCCUCACAGUGACUCACCUUUUCAGCUCGGAAGGGAGAGCCCAGGGGAAUUCUCCAUAGCCUAAAUAUAGAGCGGGGUUGCCUGGUGCCUCUGACGCGCUGUGGUGCAGAAAGGCCACUCGGGUGGCAGGGAACCUGCCUGGAGAGAUGCUGGAGAAGCGCAGGGAGGUCAGGGAGCCAGCUCCUGCAGCAGUGUCGCUCCACAUGGUGCAGAGAGCAAGUGUGGGGAGCUGCAGGCCAGCCAGCAUGUGCUGCUCUGGGGGACAGGGGCUUCCACAGAGCUGCUGCUGCCCUGACCACACGAUGAGCAUGGGCUGCUCAUGCGAUUGUGUCCUACAGCUCUCCCCAGUGCCCACCACCUUGGCAUAGGGCUCCCUCUUUGCUGUGACCUCAAGCUCGCACGUGCCAAACAGAGGCACCAUGGCUAGGGAGCAGGAGGGCAGUAGGGAAUCCUCUGCACUCAGCAUCCCUUAGCCCAGCAUCUAUGGGCUUCCAGAGUCUCCUUUUCCUGGGUGGGAGCAGCACGGAGGCCCUGCCCUGCCAAGUUGCUUGGGAGAGGGGGAAGGUGUUAAGACAGGGCUGCCUGUACCAAACAGGGACAUGCAGCCCCUGGGAUGGACAGGGGCUUCCACGCUGAGCUCCACCAGCACGGUACGUGCCACCAGUCCAAGCAGUGCAUCACACACAGUAUUAGAGACAUGUCCUUCGGUGCGGGUGACGCAGGCCAGCACCCAUUCACUCCAGGCAUGGCUCCUUGUACCCCACACAGGGACUUCCUCCAAAGCCGGUGCUGCACCAAGCUGAGAUGUGAGAACUCCAUGAGUUUUUAAAAUUAGGUUUAGUUUCUGCAGGUUUUUUUAAUUUCCCCUCCAGGCAGGGAGGGCAAGAGUCGUGUAGGCUCCUCCACACCGGCUUAUGUCACAUCGGUUCAGUCAUAUCACAGAAGCAAUAAAGCUAUCA
Molecule: messenger RNA, 5421 nt
Organism: Melopsittacus undulatus (budgerigar)
Lineage: Eukaryota; Metazoa; Chordata; Aves; Psittaciformes; Psittaculidae
Gene: ST3GAL3
Product: ST3 beta-galactoside alpha-2,3-sialyltransferase 3
Exons: 13
Coding region: 226-1485 (419 amino acids)
Molecular function (GO): sialyltransferase activity
Source: RefSeq, a predicted model, not a curated record